Penaeus monodon (black tiger shrimp) is the source of this 1731-nucleotide messenger RNA. RefSeq names its product protein FAM151B-like. The record is from RefSeq and is a predicted model, not a curated record. NCBI's taxonomy places the organism in Eukaryota, Metazoa, Arthropoda, Malacostraca, Decapoda, Penaeidae.
AUACCGAUCCCUUGAUUGGUGAGAUGUGAAGCCAAACUCAAAACAGAAGACAGACUAAAACAUAGCAAAAAGAACAAUUCGUAAACCGCGCGCUGAGAGCAAAGUUUGUUUAUAUUGUACAUGACUCAUGCGGUUUCCAGCGAGCACCCCGCCUAGGAACAAAGCAGGAUACGGGGCCAAUUUAGCGAUAUUUGGUGUAGCAAGAUUCAUAAGGCGACUCAAUUGCAAUGUUGCAGUUCACUUCAUGGCUAACCUGUAUGUUUUCAUUUGCUAAUGGGAAGAACAAAGGAGCCAAGCUUGAUUUCAAGAGUUUGAGUAUCGUGAAGUAUAGUUUGGAAUUAUUGAGAAAUAGAACAGAAAGGAUAACAUUCCCAUUGUGGCUGAAUGCUGAUAUCCUUAAAGGUCCUGUAAGAAGCAGCCAUAGUCCUGUUGAUGCUGACAAAUUUCUGGCUCUAUGUACAGAAUACUUUCCUCAGGCCACAUUGUCAGUGGGAUGGACAACUCAGUACUCAGAGGAAGAUAAACCUGGUGCAUAUACAAAGGAGAUGGUUGAGGAGAUGGUAGCCACACUGGAGAAAAAUAACAUAACCCAGCCAAUCACAUUUCCUAUACGCGCUGCUUUUGUAGGAGAGUCAUUAGACAACCUAGAGUGGCUCCUUGACUCCAUUCCAGACAGUACCAUUACUAUAUGGAGCUCAGAAAGUGACAAAAUUGAAGUUCUUGAUCUCAUGACCUUGCGUGAUAAUGUAGGUGAAGACGCUGUUUAUGUUGACCUCCCAGAAGACCAGAUGAAGGAAUUUGAAGAAGCAAAGAAUGGGGGUGAAGGGAACGCAGCUGUUGGAUUUCAGCUUCUUCCAAGUAACGUGUCUGUGUGGGUAACAACAGGGGUUGCCAUUGCAACAGCAUUGGCUGCUUUGUAUUUGUAUGACUAACUUUUUUUUUCAUACAAGGAAACUAUGAUGUAAAACAUUUUAAUCAUGCAUGUAAAGACUUUCCAACAAACUCACGCUUACACUCACACUCUUUUUUCCCUCCUUCCUUCAUCCCUCUUCUGUUUUUUUGUUUUUUACACUGUCCUCCUCUAUUUUUUCUUCCCCUCUCUCUCCUACCUUCACUUUAUGUGUUGUACAUAUUACUAAUGUUAAACAUUAGUAACUGAAUACUUUGUAUACCUAGGUAAGAUAUAGAUAUAUACCUAUAUACACAAUUAAUGGUGACUUUAAUGGGUGAGGAAAUUAUAUUACUGGUUAAUGGUAAUUGUAUUGGGUAUUUUCUUCCAUAUUUUUGACAAUGGAAUAUUAAAAUAUAUAUCUAAUAAUGUGUUUUAUUGGACUGAAUCAUGCCUGCUUUCCUUAUAGCUUUAUGAAUGAUUUAAUAGAAAAUGAAAGACCAUUAUACUCUCCAUGGUGUUUUGAUAUUGAAAUGCAUUAAGAUGUCUCAUUAACCUAUUGACAAUGGCAACCCCUAGUGUCAGGGAGUAUGUGAAGUCUUUUGACAGCAUUACAGAAAAUAUUUUGGACAAUUGAACCCCAAAAGAGGCUUUAACCCUAUGUUUUGGGGCUAUGCAGGUGAAUGCAGGUCAGGGCCAAACAAAAGCACAGCUGUUUAGUGUGCACAACUCAACAAUUUAUGAUCUGAUGAUUCCAUUCUGGCAUGAGGGGUGGUCUGCCAUGAUGGUGUGGCUAUCAUCCCAGAAUGUCGGAGUUGUUGGAUUAACACAUAGGAACUAUU